Molecule: messenger RNA, 897 nt
Organism: Schistocerca piceifrons (Central American locust)
Lineage: Eukaryota; Metazoa; Arthropoda; Insecta; Orthoptera; Acrididae
Product: zwei Ig domain protein zig-8-like
Exons: 6
Coding region: 1-897 (298 amino acids)
Biological process (GO): synapse organization
Cellular component (GO): neuron projection membrane
Source: RefSeq, a predicted model, not a curated record
AUGUCCUUCAAAUUUGAUGAAGUAAUGUUUAAGAAAGAAGACAAAGUUUCGUUACUGAAUGAAGCCUCGGACGGCAGCGCUGAUAGCCGCUUGGUGGUUGUGCCAGGUGUGUUCCUGGCGGAACCGCAGACGACUCCGGUGGCAGUGGCGCGUCCGCCACCCGACCCGGAAUUCGACCCCGAGACCUCCACCAACGUGUCCGCACGGCUGGGAGCCACCGCCUCGCUGCACUGCCGGGUCAGAAAUCUGGGCGAACAUUCGGUGUCGUGGGUGAGGAAACGUGACUGGCACAUUCUCACGUCCGGCCUCUUCACGUACACCAACGACGACCGCUUCCAGGCGUCGCACUCCAACAACGGCGAGGACUGGAGCCUCCACAUCAAGUACGUCCAGAAGAGGGACAAUGGUACUUACGAGUGCCAGGUGGCGACUGGCAAAGGCACGAUCACGCAGUAUUUCCACCUGCACGUCAUAUACCCGACUGCCUUCAUCCUAGGCAACGGGGAAUAUCACAUCGGCGAAGGCAGCACCAUCUCUCUCGUCUGCAUCAUAGAAUAUAGCCAGACGCCGCCGCAGCAGGUGGUGUGGUCGCACAACGGCCGCCCCCUCUCCAGGGACGGCGCGCGCGGCGUCGCGCUCAGUACGGAGCCGGGGCCGCGCACGCACUCCCGCCUGGUGGUGGCGCGCGCCGCCCGCGCCGACGCCGGCAACUACACCUGCGGCGCGCCCGGCACCGAGCCCGACACCAUCAGCGUCUACGUCUCGGAAGGAGACAACACGGCGGCGAUCCAGCGGCAGGAGGCUUCCCGGGCGCGGCGCCUGCACCCCCACCUCGCGGCCGGGGCGCACGUCCUCUCCCUUGCGCUCUUCGCCGUCGCCUGCAGCCUCUACUGCUGA